CAUUCUUUAGAUUGGUCAUGCAGAAACUUCCGUCUUUCUCAAGCGAUUCUAGCGACAGAAAGGACAAUAUUCAAAAGAGUUGACGAGGCUAAUUGGCAGUCGGAUAAACACAUUUACGAGCCUCACACAGGGAUUGACUGGGCCCCCUUCAUCUUGAGCCCCCCCAGGAGUGAAGGACACUCCACCCCGCCCCUUCCACACCCUGCCGAGGAUGACAAUGGAAGAGAUGAAGAAUGAAGCAGACGCGACCUCGAUGGUUUCCAUGACGCUCUAUGCCGUGAUGUACCCUGUCUUCAAUGAGCUGGAGAGAGUGAAUCUGUCUGCAGCACAGACCCUAAGAGCGGCUUUUAUAAAGGCAGAGAAGGAGAACCCCGGACUGACUCAGGACAUUAUCAUGAAGAUUCUGGAGAAGAAAAACGUGGAGAUCAACUUCACAGAGUCUUUAUUACGCAUGGCUGCCGACGAUGUCGAAGAGUACAUGAUUGACAGGCCCGAGCGGGAGUUUCAGGACCUGAAUGAAAGAGCUCGCGCACUGAAGCAGAUCCUCAGCAAAAUCCCAGACGAAAUCAACGACCGAGUCCGUUUCCUGCAGACAAUCAAAGACAUUGCCAGUGCCAUAAAAGAACUGCUGGAUACGGUCAACAACGUCUUUAGGAAAUACCAGUAUCAGAACAGAAGGGCACUUGAGCAUCAGAAGAAAGAGUUUGUGAAACACUCAAAAAGCUUCAGCGACACUCUGAAAACAUAUUUCAAAGAUGGAAAGGCUAUAAAUGUGUUUGCCAGUGCCAACAGGCUUAUUCACCAAACCAACUUGAUACUGCAGACCUUCAAAACUGUCGCAUAGGAGUCAAGACGUGUAUUUUUUUAUUUUAAUUUUUUAAAUAACAUUUAUAUGAACAAUGUAAAAAAACAAACUUUGGACUGUAAUUUAUGAUUCUUGUCUCAUGGAGGUAACACUUAAGGCAAGAUGGCUUCGAUAAUAAUUUCUAACCCCACAUCUAACGUUCUUUAUAAGCUGGAGUGACUGCCCAUUGUUCCUCAUAUGCUGAGCUUUACAGUCAUGCUAUCGCUGUGGAGACGAUCUCGCUUGCUUUCUCCCUCUGUCUCACUUCCGAUGUGUUUUUUUUUUUUUUGUCUGAUCAGUCCAAGAGGAAGCCAAAUGCCUGGGGGCUUUAAAUGGGUGGGACAAGGGGCAUUCCAGAAGCGCUUGUAAAUGCUGGGGUUUGUCUGUCUACCCUGAUGCUGAAUUUGAAUGAGAGAUGUAUAUUUAGACAAUAUUUGGUAAUGGAAUUGUUCAAAUAAACAUUGCACAUGUUG
Xyrauchen texanus (razorback sucker) is the source of this 1317-nucleotide messenger RNA. RefSeq names its product programmed cell death protein 10-A. Bases 212 to 844 code for a protein of 210 amino acids. The transcript is spliced from 8 exons. Gene Ontology annotation, biological process: positive regulation of MAP kinase activity; regulation of Golgi organization. The record is from RefSeq and is a predicted model, not a curated record. Gene Ontology annotation, molecular function: protein kinase binding. Lineage: Eukaryota; Metazoa; Chordata; Actinopteri; Cypriniformes; Catostomidae. Gene Ontology annotation, cellular component: Golgi apparatus; FAR/SIP/STRIPAK complex.